GUUUGCAGUUAGUCGGUUAAAUCGUUGUGUGUUUAUAAGACCGGGUGAAAAUUAUAAGACAUGGCUCCGAACAUAUCAGAGGAAGUUGGUUUAGAAACGUCGGAGGCGAACCUAGAGAAACUGGUGGCACCACAAGCUGGACCCAGGAAAUAUGAGCUAAUAUAUUCUGUGACAAUGUCGCUGAUUUAUGUUCAUUCCGCUUCAGCAUACGCUUUAUACUUGGGGUGGACAAGAGCGUAUUGGUCGACUAUAUUAUUCACAUACGUUUUAUAUGUAUUGGCACAAAUCGGCGUAUGCGCAGGCGCUCAUAGACUGUGGUCCCACAGAUCAUUCAAAGCAACAACGCCGCUGCAGAUCCUUCUUAUGGUCAUGCAUUCGUUGUCCUACCAGUACACAGCUUAUAACUGGGCAAGGGACCACCGCUUGCAUCACAGGUAUGCUGACACAGAUGCAGAUCCACACAACUCCACUCGUGGUUUCUUCUAUUGUCACGUUGGAUGGCUGAUCGUCAAGAAGCACCCAGAGGUCGCACGACGAGGCAAAUUCGUUGACUUCAGCGAUCUUAACAGUAACGCUGUGCUACAGUUUCAAAAGAGAUACGCCAUUCCAUUUAUCGGAUUCGUGGGCUUCGUUCUCCCGACAAUAAUCCCGGUUUACUUCUGGGGCGAGAGCUUCAACGUCGCCUGGCACUUUUGCUUCCUCCGCUACGCCUGCAACCUCCACGCGACAUUCACUAUCAACAGCCUUGCCCAUCUUUGGGGCUACAAGCCAUACGAUAAGAACAUCCAACCGACCCAAAACGAGAUUGUCAGCGUCGUAGCACUGGGCGAGGGCUUCCACAACUACCACCACACGUACCCGUGGGAUUACAGAGCUGCCGAACUGGGGAACAAUGUACUUAAUUGGACAACGUUGUUUAUAGAUUUAUUUGCGAAGAUCGGAUGGGCGUAUGACCUGAAGACGGUGCCGAAGGAAGUGGUGAUGAAGCGGGCGGAUAGGACUGGGGAUGGGACGGAUUUGUGGGGCUCCAAGAGAUUAAGCAAGACUGAGUCGUAGACGAUUAUAUUUAUUUAUUCACAAAUAUACACUAUCCUUAGUACUAAGCGAAUACGAUAAUGUCGAAACUAUAUAUAUAAUUAUAAAUGCGAACAGACAAAGAUGUCGAUACUCGGAGAAAGCAUUCAGUAGGCAACGUCUUUAACGGGGAUCUUUCGCACUGUACAAAGAAACCCAGUUCUUGAAGAACACAUGGGUUGUUUUGUCUUUUGUUAACAUAGCUUUUACACAUUGAAAGAAAACACUUUUGAACCGGAUUCAAGCUAUGUAUUAUUAUAAACUUUUACUUCUUUUACAUAAUUUU
This is a messenger RNA of Pieris brassicae (large cabbage white), 1360 nucleotides long. Its product is annotated as acyl-CoA Delta(11) desaturase-like. Gene Ontology annotation, biological process: unsaturated fatty acid biosynthetic process. Gene Ontology annotation, cellular component: endoplasmic reticulum membrane. The record is from RefSeq and is a predicted model, not a curated record. The coding region runs from base 61 to 1056 and encodes 331 amino acids. Gene Ontology annotation, molecular function: iron ion binding; stearoyl-CoA 9-desaturase activity. Lineage: Eukaryota; Metazoa; Arthropoda; Insecta; Lepidoptera; Pieridae. The transcript has 5 exons.